Messenger RNA from Talaromyces marneffei, 264 nucleotides. RefSeq lists its product as uncharacterized. The transcript has 2 exons. The coding region runs from base 1 to 264 and encodes 87 amino acids. The record is from RefSeq and is a predicted model, not a curated record. NCBI's taxonomy places the organism in Eukaryota, Fungi, Ascomycota, Eurotiomycetes, Eurotiales, Trichocomaceae.
AUGCCCUCGCAACAACAGCACCACUCCCCAACCGAAUCCAUGGCCAACCCAGGCAUCAACUACUGGGUUCGCUCUACCUCGCCCACACAAGGCACACGGCGCCACGCCGCUGGUCGUGGCCUAUUCUCAGGGCUGCAAGACAUGAAACAUUACAAUGUUGACGGUGGAUGGGCAGGCAGACAUGUUGUUGAUGAGGAUGUGCAUGGACAUAAUAAUGCGUCGUUGCUGGGGUGGCUCAGUGGAUUCAUCUCAGGAAGCAAGUAG